Aricia agestis (brown argus) is the source of this 1502-nucleotide messenger RNA. RefSeq names its product gastrula zinc finger protein XlCGF57.1-like. Bases 8 to 1237 code for a protein of 409 amino acids. Lineage: Eukaryota; Metazoa; Arthropoda; Insecta; Lepidoptera; Lycaenidae. Gene Ontology annotation, cellular component: nucleus. The record is from RefSeq and is a predicted model, not a curated record. The transcript is spliced from 2 exons. Gene Ontology annotation, biological process: regulation of transcription by RNA polymerase II. Gene Ontology annotation, molecular function: zinc ion binding; DNA-binding transcription factor activity; RNA polymerase II cis-regulatory region sequence-specific DNA binding.
AUAUUUUAUGAUGGAAUUCACGACGUUAAUAGUACCUUUAACUAGAAACACAUGUCGAACUUGCCUCCUGGAAUUUAAUUUCAGUGAUCCUGCAAUGUAUAUGAGCAUACAAGAUUUAAUUGAACAUGAGGACAAUAAAAUAAAGCUCAUUGAUAUACUUGUCUUUCUCAACUGUUUGGAGAACAAUGAUGAAGAAAAUUGGCCUCAACAUAUUUGUACCACCUGUGUUUCAACUGCUCUGUUGGCUUACACGUUUAAAUUGAACUGCUUAAAAGCAAAUGAAACCCUUACCCAGUUUUUUACAAUUUCAAAUACAAGCAACAACUUUCAGAGAUCAGAUGUUGACACCAUUGACAUCAAUGUUGUUUAUCAAGAUCAUGAGUAUGAUGUACCACUUUUCAGCAACAAUUCAGUAUUAGACUUUGAACCUCAAAUUCAAAAUAAGGAGCUGGUUCCUUUACCACCUGUGACAGAUAUCACACUCACCCAGCAAGUACCUAGGAAAGUGGGUGAAAAGGCCUACACAUGUAGUUUAUGUUCCAAAUCGUUUACUAGAAUAUAUAACUUGAGAUACCAUAUGAGUAAGCAUGGUGAUUUCAAAAGAUACUUAUGUGCAAAGUGUGGUAAAGACUUUAACACUUCCAAUGGCUUGCGACAGCAUUUAAAAACCCACUCUGAUGUUCCACAGUUUAAAUGUGGUUUUUGUAAUAAAAUUUAUAAGUCACGACAAUCAUUAAGAGAACAUUUCCGAAUUGCACACUCUAGUCAUGGAAGAUCAUUCAGUUGUGUGACAUGUGACAAAAAAUUCACAACAAAGUCUACCCUGGCUAUGCACAUUAAGACACAUAGUGGUAUUAAGGAUUAUGCUUGUUCUGUAUGUCCCAAAAGGUUUACUAGACCAUCUUAUUUAAAAGCGCACUGUCUCACUCACACGGGUCAGGAGAAACCGAGACCUUUUAAAUGUAAGCAUAGAGACUGUGACCGUGCAUUUUCUACUAAAUAUUCCUUAUUAGUUCACAUAGCUCACUCACACUCUACUGAAAGGCCUUAUAAAUGUGAUGCAUGUCCCAAAGGCUUUGCAACAUCAUUUGGUUUAAAAGUGCAUAAGGAGUCACAUGAAAGUCAACCAAUUUUCUGUUCUAUUUGUGAUAAAAAAUUAGCAAGUAAGAGAGUGCUACAAAAGCAUAUGAAAAUUCAUGAACGAGUAGACAAUCUUCUGAAUACAGAUUAUCUUUAGAGGAGAUCAAAAGUUGAAACAUUAACAGUACAUAAUUAGAUGUUUGUAAGAUUGGCUUGAUUUUUCAAAAUGUAAGUUACUGCUCAACCUACAUUUGGUUUAUAAUGAUUUAUCAUUUACUUUAUUAGUAUGUAAAUUUAAAAGCUUGAGUUUGUAAUGUUAUUGGUUAUGAAUAGAGUGUAAUUUUAAAUAACUUGCUUAGUUUUUUAAGUGUGUUUCACUUUAUAUUUGAACAAUGAAUCACUGUUGGAUAAAAGUGUGUUCU